AGUCAGAGCGCAGUAAUGGCGGAGGGGGGAGGAGGAGGUGAAACGAGCCCAGUAGCGCCGGACCGAAACGCACGGACACCGUCACCCCGGCCUACACCGGAGCAGUCGGACAGGCCGGACCCAGAGACACAGAAAGCAGUUUUGGGAGAGUUGUUGAAAACGCAGCUGAAAAAGGGGGAUGAGUGGUAUCUUGUCGACAGCCGGUGGUUCAAGCAGUGGAAGAAGUAUGUUGGUUUCGACUCGUGGGAUAUGUACAAUGUGGGGGAGAGCAGUCUCUUCCCAGGGCCUGUUGAUAGUUCAGGCCUUUUUGCAGAUCCAGACACUCAGGUUUUAAAGGAACACCUUAUUGAUGAGCUGGACUAUGUUCUGGUGCCCACAGAAGCCUGGGACAAGCUGAUGAGCUGGUAUGGGAGCGUGGAAGGUCAGAAUCCCAUACUUAGAAAGGUGGUGGAACAUGGGCUGUUUGUCAAGCAUUGUAAGGUAGAGGUAUACCUUAUUGAGCUGAAGCUGUGCGAAGACGGCGACCCUGAAAAUGUGAUAACAAGACACUUCAGCAAAGCAGAUACCAUAGAAACGAUAGAAAAGGAGAUGCGCACCCUCUUUAAUAUUCCUGCGGAGAAGGAGACCAGGUAAUGGAACAGAUACAUGACAAACACAUACGAGCAGCUCACCAAAAUGGAUAACACUGUACAAGAUGCUGGACUGUAUCAGGGCCAGAUGAUAGUAAUAGAACAAAAGAAUGCAGAUGGUACAUGGCCAAGGCCACUCCAGACGAAAACAAAUGCUGCAGCAAGUAGAAAUUUUACUGUUGUUGGAAAAGCCUCAGCAAGCAGCUGUUCUUCCUUAUCACCCUCCUCCUCCUCUUCUACUGUCACAAAUGGAGACAGCAACAGUACAUACACACUGAACAACAGCUCGUUCACGAGCAAAGGAAGUUACGGGUCAUAUAAUUCAUACAAUUACAAGGAGCCUCAGACCCUUCCAGGUCUCUGUGGACUCAGCAAUCUUGGGAACACUUGCUUCAUGAAUUCAGCACUGCAGUGUCUUAGUAACACCCCACCACUGACAGAAUAUUUUCUGAUGGAUGAAUAUGAAAAGGAGAUUAACAGAGACAAUCCACUUGGAAUGAAGGGAGAAAUUGCGGAAGCCUAUGCAGAGUUGAUUCAACAGAUUUGGUCAGGGUCACACAAUUAUGUGGCCCCACGGAUGUUUAAAACCCAGGUUGGCCGCUUCGCUCCCCAGUUUUCUGGCUACCAACAGCAGGAUUCUCAGGAACUGCUUGCUUUUCUCCUGGAUGGCCUGCAUGAAGAUCUAAACAGAGUAAAAAAGAAGCCAUACUUGGAGCUUAAAGAUGCCAAUGGCCGUCCUGACUCGGUAGUGGCCAAAGAAGCAUGGAAUAAUCACUUACUGAGGAAUAACUCCAUUAUCGUAGACAUUUUUCACGGCCUCUUCAAGUCUACGCUGGUGUGUCCAGAAUGUUUUAAAGUCUCUGUGACCUUUGACCCUUGUUAUCUCACCCUUCCCCUGCCCAUGAAAAAAGAUCGUACAAUGGAGGUGUUUCUGGUUCGGGGUGAUCCUCUGUGCAAGCCUAUCCAGUACCGGCUGAUUGUACCAAAAAUGGGAGCCGUAUCGGACCUAUGUUCAGCGCUGUCCAAACUAUCGGGAGUGCCUGCUGAAAACAUGGUAGUGACAGAUGUCUACAAUCAUCGUUUUCACAAAAUCUUCGAAAUGGAUGAAAUGCUGAGCCACAUCAUGGAAAGAGAUGAUCUGUUUGUAUAUGAAGUGAAAACUUCCCGGUCCGAAGACUCAGAAUGGAUCACAUUGCCCAUCUGUUUCCGAGAGCGGCGAUUUCGGCAAGCAACCUCGGCUGGUACAAUCCUGUUUGGGCAACCCCUAUUGGUCUCUGUACCAAAACGUAAUGUCACAGCUGAAAUUCUGUACAACAUUGUGCUGGAGAGAAUCCAGCGCUAUAUAAAGAUGCCGCUCCCAGGGGAGUAUACGUAUUUAGGUGCUGAAGACCAAGUCUGCAAUGGGUCAAAUGGGAUAUAUGAAGAUGAGGAGAUGGAUCAUCAAGAGGAAGAAACCCAGGAUGAUUCCCCAGAAGAAUCCAAUGGUCAGUCCGAGGACAGUGUAGAAGAUGAGAGCUCCGAAGGUGCAGCCCCUGCAAUAAAAUCAAAGAAAGCCCAAGAUUACCGCAAGAGACUGUUCAGCUUCAGCUUGGUGAACUCCUAUGCCACUUCAGAUGUGGGCUCUAUGCCUGCGGAGGGAUCCUUCCUGAAACUCACCUCCUAUUCUACAAUUGCGAUUGAUUGAGAUUCUGAAACAAAGACAUUGUAUUAUGACGAUCAAGAAGCAGAGGCCUUUGAGAAAAAUGAAUCAAUGCUUCAGACACAGAAGAAGAAGAUAACAGUAGCCCUGACGGAUUGUAUACAGCUGUUUACAAAGACAGAAACUCUUGGGGAGCAUGAUCCUUGGUAUUGCCCAAAUUGCAGGAAGCAUCAACGGGCCACCAAAAAGUUUGAUUUGUGGUCUCUUCCUAAAAUCUUAGUGGUCCAUUUAAAGCGCUUUUCAUACAAUCGCUACUGGAGAGACAAGCUAGAUGCUGUGGUUGAGUUCCCUAUAAGGAACCUAAAUAUGUCGGAGUUCGCCUGUGAUCCAACUGCAAGUCCAUACGUAUACGAUCUUGUCGCUGUUUCAAACCACUAUGGUGGUAUGGGCGGAGGACAUUAUACAGCGUAUGCAAAGAACCGAGCAAAUGGAAAGUGGUAUUAUUUUGAUGACAGCAGUGUUUCCCCUGCUUCUGAAGAUCAAAUUGUGACAAAAGCUGCCUACGUUCUAUUCUACCAGCGACGAGAUAGUGAUAGCACUAAAACCUCUUCUACGGAUGGCCUAAAUAUUUCCACAAAUGAUGACUCUGAGGGCCAAGAAGGGCAGAUGGACACAGACUAGUGAUCCUGACCUUUUGCCAUGCAGUAAACUAGCUGCACUCCACCAGACACUUUAAUCCUUUCAAGUGAUGCGUGGGAUACCUGAAUCAAAUCUCCGUCUUUAAGCUCCAAGAUGUACAUACUGCCCUAAAAACUAUAUCUAGCUCAAACCGCAGAGGAGACCGACUUACUAUGGAUUAUUAUUUCUGGAAGCAAAAGGGGGAAAAUUAAUUUACAAAA
Bombina bombina (fire-bellied toad) is the source of this 3167-nucleotide messenger RNA. RefSeq names its product ubiquitin carboxyl-terminal hydrolase 4-like. Gene Ontology annotation, molecular function: cysteine-type deubiquitinase activity. Gene Ontology annotation, biological process: protein deubiquitination. Lineage: Eukaryota; Metazoa; Chordata; Amphibia; Anura; Bombinatoridae. The record is from RefSeq and is a predicted model, not a curated record.